GUUUGUGUUCCGCAUACUUCAGUCACAUAUUCAAACUGAUAACAAGUAGCUAUGUCCCAUCUCUUGGAGCGGUAAGUAGUAGUAUAAUCACUAUUAAUAUUACUUAUUUAUAUUUCCUCCUCGAUAUAAUUAUAAUAACAUUCAUAUAGAAAUGAAAUCGUUUGUUAUCGCUUACAUACUGUUAUGUUGUAAAAUAGAUGAAUAUUUUGAUAUAAAAGCUAAACAAUGUUCAUGUGGCAUACAGCAGUAUUGGAAUAUAGCUUUUGUAUUACUGUACAGUACAGCCGGGUAUAUAAAAAAAGGGUAAUCGAACUUCAGCACGCUAUUGUACGUGAAUUACUCGGCGUAUGAACAACAUUUUUUCAUAUUCGGAAAGAUCAUGCAGGCUUUUAGCUAUUGAAUGCCAAGUGGAGAAAAAAUAAGCAAGUAAGAGUCCGAUAAAAACGUUAGUCAAAAUCACAUAUUUUCACCUCUGUGCCUAAUUAAAGCAGUGCAUAAUAAAAGAAAAAGCAAUUAAUCACGAACUUGUCGUAGCUUAGCUACUGUCGUAGCUUAGCUAUUCCUAUACGUAAUAAUAAGUAUCCGUCAAUAUGUGCGUAGUUUAUUGAAGUGAAAUUCAUCAACUAAGUACCGAAGGGGGUUAAUUUUCAAUGGUUUUAGACCCAACUCUCAACGGUGAAAAUAUGCAAUUCUGACUAGCAUUUUUUAUCGGUCUCGUACUUGCUCAUUUUUUAUCCAUUUGGCAUGAAGAAGUAUCAUUCAACAGAUAAAAGCCUGAUCUUUCCGCAUAUGAAAAAUCUCGUUCAUACGCAGAGUGAUUCAGAUACAAUAGCGCGAUGAAGUUCGAUUACCUUUUUAGUGUGAAGUUUCUUCGAAACUUCACAGUAUUGUGAUGGUGGGGAAAAUUCAAACGAAACAGUCAUUCAUUCAGUCAUACAGUAAACUUUCCGGGGGGCGUGUACGAUUUAUGUUCGCAGUGAUUUAUUGUGCUUAGUCAGUACUUUGAAGGUUAUUUAGGCAAUUUCAGUUAGCAAUUUUACAUAUUCUGUUAUCCUUUUACCAAGUUCACAAAAAUUUCGAGCAAUCGCUUUUGUUAUUGUAAUUCUUUGUAAAUUUUAGAACAUUCGCUUCUCAUGUUGUGUAAAUGAUCUUUACCCCGGAACACCCGAUUUUUCUUUAGUAGCGCAAAUGCGCAUGCGCUAUCAAGCCGUAUAUCACGAUGGCGUGACGAUAUGCUAGGAAGGAGUGACAGUGUUGUUUUCAGAUGUAUAAACAUUUCAGACGUGAAUAUUGAGUAAAUCUUUGAAAAUGUACGCAAUAUAUAAAUUGAUCUUAUGCAUUACGGCCGUUCAAUUAAUAAGUGUCGAUAAUAUUUAGGCGGUAUAUUCAUUAUACAGAGCUAGGAAGGAGCUAGACCGCCUAGACAGUGCAUUUAAGACUCAAGUGUAUAAACAUUUCAGACGUAAAUAUUGAGCCGAAAAUCUUUGAGAUUCUAGGCAUUCAAUUGAGUGCUGAUAUUAUGUUCACGGUGUACUCAUUAUACAGGGGUACAGUAUGUACGAAGAAGCGAGGAGGCAGUGUUGUUUUUCAAAUAUAUAUUAAACAUUUCAGACAUGAAUAUUGAGAAAAUCUUUGAGAUCCUAUAUACGCAAUAAUAUGAUAUAUAAAUUGAUGAGUAUGGUUACCGGCGUUCAAUUAAGUGCCCAUCGAUAGACGAUAUUAUUUAGACCGUGUAUUCAUUAUACAUUGUUAUUUGACUGUAUAAGGUGCCACAUCACAGAAUAGUACACUCGGGCAAAUUGCGAAAAAUUGCAUCAGAUCAAUAAAGCAUCAACAACUAUUAAACAGAAGCGGGCGUUCGUACAGGCGUUUAUGAAGAAAAUAUUGCGAGACGAAGGAAAUCAGUUGAGUCAGAGCUCCUUAUUUUAAUAAGAAAGACGAAGAGAUAGCCAACAUGUUAUCGCCAACGUGUUAUCGCCAAUCGCUUGGCUCACCAACAAGCUUUAUGCAAUGGAAGAAAAAAGCAAGGAGGUACAUGUAUCCAAACUUGUACUGUCGCGGACCUUGUUUACUGUCUAGCACAACGCCGUUGUCAACGGUGCAAAUUCGUGUUCAAUGCAACGUUAACUCUACGUAUACCAGAUCUUACGAGAAUUAAUCUGUAGUAUUCUGUACACAGAACUGUAUCAAAGCUUGUCAAAACUGCUUUAAACACUGCUAUAACUGUGAAACUAUUGAAAUCUACAGUGACAUUAUUCAAAACAUGCGAAAAGCUAAAAAUAGACACAACGUGCACUGGGAAAAGUCAAAGGUCAAUGCGGACUUGUUAUUGUAAAACAUGUCACAAUUAGGUUAAAAUGCGGAUGCGGAAGGAGCGGACCACGGAACGGAAAUGCGAAUAAAAUACGGAACGGAUGAAGAUAAAAUGCUUCCUUUCAAUGAUGUAACGACGUAGUGCUUAUUAUUUAUAACAUAUCGUAUACAUCUAUUUCAAUUAUAAGUUUGCAGUAGCCUUGUGCGGAUGCUUUUAGCGACAGCUGCAAUUGAAAUUUUGAAUUGUCGCGUGUAGCAUCACAAUAAAUAGAUAAAUUGUAUCAUUUUCACAAAGCACGUUUCUGAUGUGUUAGGCUUGUUUCAAACGUCACGCUACUCGUGUGUCGAGCGCAUUAAAAGCAAUAUAUAAUGAGAUGAAAUGCCGUUGGCGAUUGUUUAUUUCGUAGUGUAAGACAUCAGCUUUUCUAGGUUGUCAGCGACCCUAUAUAGUUCUUGCAGAAUCUUUUUCAAUUUGAAACUUCACACUAUCCUUGGAUCCCUAGUUUUUUAUACACCCUGUAUAAAAUUUAUACUAAUUAACAUUGAAGUGCCAAUUUGGCUUGAAGUAAAACAUGCACUAAAACAUAUGUCCUUGCUUUAUUUUAAAUUUUUAUUAAAGUCUGGUUGUAUUCUCGCCGUACUUGGUGCUGUAUGUGUGGAAAAUCCUGAUGCCAGAUUGUCUAUCCUGUUUUUACCAUUUUUCUCGUUUUCAGCAUCGAAGGUAUGUCAUGCUUUCCCCUGCUUUAAUCCCUCUUUUAUACAAAGCGUUAAGCCCGGCGCACACUAGAGCUAUGUUCUUAGCAAAAUGUCAUUCGUGACUGUUGGCGUAAGGAGAUAGCUCUCGUGUGCGGGCGAUUUACGAACGAUUUUGUCAUUCGUGCCACUUACGGCAAAUAUCUAACAUGUUUGAUAAUUUCUGCCUCGAGUGCCAAAAUCUUUCCAUGUGCGGCGAACGAAAGCUAUCUGCUUACGGAUUGUCGUAACAGCGCAUGCGUAGUAUACGAAAGUAAACAUCCAAGAUGGCGGCGCAAAAUGAAUUGCAUGCUGAGGCAAUUUUAGAAGACAAACUUGUCGUAAUAAUGCUGUUCCAACAACUUGUCUACAAGCUUGCUACAAGCCUGUUACGAACAUAUCUUGUAGACAAGUUGUUGGAACAGCAUUGUCACAACUUGUUAACACGAUUGCUACAAGCCUGUUGAGAACAUAUCUUGUUGACAAGUUGUUGGAACAGCAUUAUUACGACAAGUUUGUCUUCUAAAAUUGCCUCAGCCAGCAAUUCAUUUUGCGCCGCCAUCUUGGAUGUUUACUUUCGUAUACUACGCAUGCGCUGUUACGACAAUCCGUAAGCAGAUAGCUUUCGUUCGCCGCACAUGGAAAGAUUUUGGCACGCGAGGCAGAAAUUAUCAAACAUGUUAGAUAUUUGCCGUAAGUGGCACGAGUGACAAAAGUCGUUCGUAAAUCGCCCGCACACGAGAGCUAUCUCCUUACGCCAAUGGGCACGAAUGACAUUUUGCUAAGAACAUAGCUCUAGUGUCCGCCGGGCUUUAAUUUUAAUUUACCUGGCUAGUAUACUGUGGUGUAUUAAAUCUGACAAAUUUGCAUAUAAUAGUGAGCACAAUCAAAUUUGAACAUUUUUAUCUCCAUACUGUAGCUGCAAGAACUGCAACACACCAAAAUCCACACACCCCUCCUUCCCCGAGUUGAAUGUUGUACUGGCAUGCGCGAUAUGUUGCUAACUAUCCAACAAACAUUGUUGAGGGUGGGGUAAGGGGGAGGGCACGCACGUACACCAGGACCUGAGUGAAGAGUGAUGUUUUUGCCAUCCUAUAUUUUUACAUUGUCCUGUAUGUAAGAUUUCAAAUCCGACUAUGAGGACUGGACUAGAUUUCAAUUCCGCGCAAUUUGAUCAAGUCCGAGGCAAAGCCGAGGACUGGAUCAAAAUGCGAGGACUUAAAAAAAUAGUCCAAUCUCAAUCACUACCCAAAGUGAGGUGAUUAAUUUCGAUCCAGUCCAAGAACUGAAUUAAUUUCGAUCCAGUCCUAGGACUGUAACAAUAAACUUCACCAGGUAUCCAGUAUUAUCAUGUGAGCAAAAUAAAGUAAUAUGAUUGGUUGAUUUAUGCAUGAAUUAUUAAUGAAUUUGAGAUCUCUUUGUCACUGAUUGUAGACCAUUGUACAAUUCAGGAAUUUCGUUCAUAAAUUGGAAAACAAUAAAUGGGCGAAUUUAUACUGUGAAUUAAUGAUUGAUGUCAUUUUCUAGGCUUUAAUAGGACUUGUGAGUUUUGAUAUGGCUGGAUUAUUGUUUCGUUGGAAACUUUUUGACCAUGCAGCUCAUUUGGGCGGUAUAGCAUUUGGCAGGUAAUUAAAACAAAUCGUUUUCAUGUGCAGUAUAUAUAUUGAUUCAUUGUAGUUAAUCGAACAAUGCCUGAAGUGUUUAUUUUUCUUCUAUAUAACUAUAUGGUGGGAUGAUAUUCAUCUAGCAUAGCCUGCAGCAUUCCUGAAAUCUUGGGAAUAUGGUGAUUAAGAUAGCUUUAGAAAAAUGUACCCUGAGCUGGGGGAGCAUACAGUAGUUCCUAAGAGUUAUAUUUGGAGAUUUGAGAUUGUAUAUUUCUUUCUACUACCAUGCAGAGUCUAGUCUGGCCCUUAAGUUGCGGGAUGUGAAGCACCUCGAAUUUCCUAGAUUAAAUUUCUCAAUUUUACGGAAAUAUGGAAAUAUGAGUGAGUUUAUAGGUGCAAUUUUACCUGCAUGCAACUUGUUCACAACAAAAUCGCAACAAAGUUGCCUAGUGGAACAGCACUAUUAUGUCCAUGUACCCCUACAUGCUCAACCUAUACCUUAUAUUUUAAAAAUUUCAUAGUUGGUAUAUAAUAUUUGGACAUAAAUAUCUAUGGGAUCAGAGACAAGUGAUUAUACGAAAGUGGCAUGAAUUUCGACAGAACUAUACCAGAUAA
Messenger RNA from Paramuricea clavata, 5264 nucleotides. The record is from the annotation of a GenBank genome assembly. Lineage: Eukaryota; Metazoa; Cnidaria; Anthozoa; Malacalcyonacea; Plexauridae.